Molecule: messenger RNA, 411 nt
Organism: Caenorhabditis remanei
Lineage: Eukaryota; Metazoa; Nematoda; Chromadorea; Rhabditida; Rhabditidae
Exons: 1
Coding region: 1-411 (136 amino acids)
Cellular component (GO): nucleosome
Molecular function (GO): protein heterodimerization activity; structural constituent of chromatin; DNA binding
Source: RefSeq, a predicted model, not a curated record
AUGCGCACCAAACAAAUCGCUCAACGACGUCCGAUGAUGUCAAUGCCACUUACCAAUAAAGCUGCCCGGAAGUCCGCACCUGCCUUAGGAGGAGUCAUGAAGCCUCAUCGUUACCGCCCAGGAUCUGUCGUUCUCCGAGAUAUUCGAAGAUACCAAAAGUCGACGGAGCUACUCAUCCGAAAGGCGCCGUUUCAACGACUCGUCCGGCAAAUCGCUCAACAAUGGGUGAUCGACAUUCGUUUCCAGUCCGCUUCAAUCCUGGCGUUGCAAGAAGCUUCUGAAGCAUACCUCGUGGAGAUCUUCGAGCUGACGAAUCUCUGUGCGAUUCACGCCAAACGAGUCACGAUUCUCCCCAAGGAUAUGCAAUUGGCAAGGAGAAUUCGAGGAGAUCAUUUGAUUAUCAAGUACUGA